Messenger RNA from Gloeophyllum trabeum ATCC 11539, 1431 nucleotides. RefSeq lists its product as uncharacterized. The record is from RefSeq and is a predicted model, not a curated record. Lineage: Eukaryota; Fungi; Basidiomycota; Agaricomycetes; Gloeophyllales; Gloeophyllaceae. The annotation marks the transcript as partial. The transcript has a single exon.
CCUGCCCCCCUGAAUUAUAACUGCAUCUACUGUGGGGAGCACGACCAUUCGAUCAGGAGAUGUCCCAAGGUCGAGGAGGAUAUUAGGGCCGGUCGGUGCAAGCGGAACGCGGAGGGACAAGUGGUCCUGCCAGGCGGAGCGAUGGUCUCGAGGUCCGUACCAGGAGCGACGAUGAGGGACCGCAUUUUAGAAUGGCAUCGCCAGAACCCCGGGCAGACAAGCGUCCAUUUAUUGGACACAAUGCUAUGGGAGGAGGUGCGAGCGUCGGCGGCCCCACAGACCACGGAUAUGUUCCAUUUGGACCAGCGGGAGCGAAUUGAGGCCUUGGAGCGGGAAUUAUUUGCGUUGAGAGGGAAAGGGAAGCAGGUGUUUGACGGAGUCUACGUUCCUCCUCCGAAUAGGUCGUCCAACCCCUCCAAGGAGUCCGGAGUUGGUCCGACAGGUCCCGCACCCUCUAGAGCCAAGAGUCAAACGGUACGAGAACAGCCAGUGGCCGAAGCAGUGCGGCCGGCAAUAAAUCGAGAGUCCCCACCUCACAUGUCAGAGGGACCAAUCCAUCCAUUCGCCGGUGCAAGGGACGUCAACAGGCCUAGGCAGGCAAUUCCCCGGAGUGUCGAGAAAGGCUCGGCUCAAGCAGCAGACGCGUCACAAGCCAAGGAGCCAGCCUACCGCACGCAGGCCCCUGUCUAUAAUCCUCGCAUCUCGGACCUGGUGUUUGAGCGGUCGCUCAAGACUCCGAAUAUUUCGUUGACCUCUGAGGAAUUAUUAUCCAUCGCUCCGGAGGUCCGAGCGAAGUAUAGGGACAUUGUGACACCCAAGAAAGUGCCCGCGCCGCCCGCUAUUCGACUCCAAGCCACUAUACAGGAAGUGGAGGAUGAAGACGAUGGUCCGGAGUUGCCGGAUGUGGAGCAAUUAAUUCACAGCGGUAGUUCGAUCCGUCCUGGAGUGUUGGUGGUUCCCGACCCCUAUGAGAUUUAUCUCCGGAGUCUAGGUCCGGGGGAGACACCGAAGCAGUUGGUUGUGGCCAAGGAGUCUCAUGCGUUGCGGUCCAUUAUGGGGCUCAUAGACAACCAGGAGAAGGUCGAGGCGAUUUUAGAUCCAGGUUCUCAGAUCGUAGCAAUGUCGGAGGCGGUUUGCCAUUCACUGGGACUUCAGUACGACCCUACGAUUCAGCUCCAGAUGCAGUCGGCAAAUAAAACCAUCGACAUGUCGUUAGGAUUGGCGCACAAUAUUCCCUUCCAGGUCGGAGAUAUUACCGUUUACCUCCAGAUCCAUGUUAUUAGGGAUCCAGCCUACGACAUUUUAUUGGGACGUCCCUUCGAUGUAUUAACGGAGAGUUGCAUCAAAAAUUUCAAAAAUGAGGACCAGACGAUCACGAUCAACGACCCCAACUCUGGAAUUGUGUCCACUAUCCCGACAUUUCCAAGAGGU